Ziziphus jujuba (common jujube) is the source of this 843-nucleotide messenger RNA. Its product is annotated as putative F-box protein PP2-B12. The transcript has 3 exons. Gene Ontology annotation, molecular function: protein binding. The coding region runs from base 1 to 843 and encodes 280 amino acids. The record is from RefSeq and is a predicted model, not a curated record. Lineage: Eukaryota; Viridiplantae; Streptophyta; Magnoliopsida; Rosales; Rhamnaceae.
AUGGAAAAGGAAAGCUUGGAGCUUGGCAUAUGGGACUUGCCAGAGGGAUGCAUUGCCCACAUUUUUUCUCUUGUCUCUCCUCGCGAUGCCUGCAAAUGUUCUGCAGUCUCCUCCAAGUUCCGGUUAGCUGCAGAUUCGGACGCGGUGUGGGAGAUGUUUCUGCCAUCACAUUGGGAAGAUAUCAUUUCCAGGUCGGUUUCUCCAGUGGAGUUCUCAUCCUUGAAAGCUCUCUACUUUCAUCUAUCUCACUCCCCAAUCCUCCUCGACCACGGCAAAAAGACUUUUGCAUUAGAUAAAGAAAGUGGCAAAAUAUCCUAUAUGCUCGGACCUGAUGACUUGUCAAUUGAUUGGUCUUGUGUUCCUGAUGUGUGGGAUGGGAAAUUUCCAAUUCCAUAUGCAUACUUUUAUGGCAAUGAUAAAAGACUCAGCUCCAGAUUUUGGGAGGUUGAGCAUAUCAAUGAUAUAGUUUACCUUAAAAUCCAUGGAAGAAUACAAAUGAAGUUGUUAUCCCCCAACACAACAUAUGCAGCUUACCUUGUUUAUUGGCCAAGAGUCAACCCAUUUCACGAACCAGAAAUGUACGUGUCAGUCAGAUUUGUCAGUGAAAGAGUUGAAAAUGAGGUUGAAGAAGUUGCUUACUUGCAACCUGAUAUGUUUAUGCCUGAAGGUGCACGCCGUGGCCUUGAGAGAAGUGAUGAGUGGAUGGAGGUGGAGAUGGGGGAGUUCUUUACCAGCCAAGAUGAUAUCGAGGUGGAGAUGCGCUUGCGUGAACCAAGUGUAUUUCAUAUUGGAAUCGCUUCUGGGCUUGAUCUUCAGGGCAUUGAGAUUCGACCAAAGGAAUGA